Heterocephalus glaber (naked mole-rat) is the source of this 2862-nucleotide messenger RNA. Lineage: Eukaryota; Metazoa; Chordata; Mammalia; Rodentia; Bathyergidae. The record is from RefSeq and is a predicted model, not a curated record.
CGGCGGAAACGGAAAGCUCUUCGGGAAGGAAGGAGUAGUGGCGUGUGAAUUUAGGUGUCGCUAGGUGAGCUGGUGUGAAGGGAGGCCGCUAGGGUCAGCUCGAUCCCGGUGGGAAAGGGAGGGGCCUGAGGACAGGGGUCCGAGUAGGAGGGGGCCAGUGGGCGGUAGCCGAAAUCUGACCGGCUUCGAAGGGCGGGGUCGCGACGCUCCAGAGGGCACGAGGCCCCGAGACCUGGGACUUAGCGGUAGCCGAUCCGUCGACCCUGAGCUCACGGGAGGGGAACCUCAAGGCCUCCGUCAUGGCGGUGCGAGCGUCUUUCGAGAACAACUGUGAGAUCGGUUGCUUUGCCAAACUCACCAACACCUACUGCCUGGUGGCCAUCGGAGGAUCAGAGAACUUCUACAGCGUGUUCGAGGGCGAGCUCGCCGAUACCAUCCCCGUGGUGCACGCGUCCAUCGCCGGCUGCCGCAUCAUCGGGCGCAUGUGUGUGGGGAACAGGCACGGGCUCCUGCUGCCCAACAACACCACUGACCAGGAGCUGCAGCACAUUCGCAACUGCCUCCCAGACUCAGUGCAGAUCCGGCGGGUGGAGGAGCGGUUAUCAGCCCUGGGCAAUGUUACCACCUGCAAUGACUAUGUGGCCUUGGUCCACCCAGACCUGGACAGGGAGACAGAAGAAAUCCUGGCUGAUGUGCUCAAGGUGGAGGUCUUCAGACAGACAGUGGCUGAACAGGUGUUAGUGGGAAGCUACUGUGUCUUCAGCAAUCAGGGAGGGCUGGUGCAUCCCAAGACUUCAAUUGAAGAUCAGGAUGAGCUGUCCUCUCUUCUCCAGGUGCCCCUUGUGGCGGGCACUGUGAACCGAGGCAGUGAGGUGAUUGCUGCUGGGAUGGUGGUGAAUGACUGGUGUGCCUUCUGCGGGCUGGACACAACCAGCACGGAACUGUCGGUGGUGGAGAGCGUCUUCAAGCUGAAUGAGGCCCAGCCCAGCACCAUUGCCACCAGCAUGCGGGAUUCCCUCAUUGACAGCCUCACCUGAGUCACCUUCCAUGCUGCUCCUGGGCUCCAGCCUCUGGACUUUGGCUCCUACCCCCACACCUGACCUGGUCUGGACUUGCUGCUGCCAGGAAGGUGUGGCAGAGGGAUCAGUGAAACGGAGUGGAUGGCCUCUCAGCCCUGCACCGGUCCCAUCUUCUGAAUCUAUUGUUUCUGCAAAAACCCUCUUGUGCUCUGGCUCCUGGAUGAGGAUUCUGCUGUUCUGGGGGACCCCAUUAAAGGGCACCUGCCUCUGGCCAUUCUGAGUGUGCUGUCUGUGGGCCUCAGCCUGUGCAACACCCUCUCCCCAUUUCAAGCAUUCUGGGAGGGCAGAAGGGGAGAGACAUACACAGGACGCAGACGUCUCUGUCAUUAUCAACGGGGCUUCAUCCCGGGGCAAGAGGAAGAAGCACUCCUUUGUGUUCUCACAUUUUCCACACAGCUUGUCUUGGUCUUCUCUGGCUUUCGGAGGAUAAGAAUCCAAUCCAUUGGACAUUCUUGUCCUCUUUGACCUAAGGAAGAUGGGUAGGUCCUGGCUUGGCCUCCAGGGCUAUUGUCACCAGAGCUUAGGUUGACAGUGAGCUCAUGGGAGAGUGGGGCAGUGCCAUGAGUCUGGAUUGUACCGGAAUAGAACCUUGGGGUCUCUGCCCUAGGGUGCUGGGACAGGAUUGGGUGAUCACAUUCUUUGGGUCUUGCCCUUGAGGAACAAAUCACUAGUUUUCAUCCUUGUUGCCUAAGGGAUAGAUCCUUGCAGGGUUUAUCACAGCCAGCAGAGUAAUCUUGCUUGAUCAGCCUGAUCCUACAGGUGGCUUACCUGCCUGAAGUGAGGUUAGAGCAAGGCUGGGCCUGGCAAGCAGCAGGGUCUAGAUGAGUGAACAUAGACCCUGGGUGAUAGCCAGCUGGGCUUCAAGGUGGCCCAUUCCCAAGUGGGGAGCCGGGGCCCAGUGGUCUCCUUGGACAGAUAAUGCUCUCAGGGAUAGAGGGGCCUAUGAGGAUGAGAAGCAGCUGACUCUGGCCACAGCAAGCUGGACCUCAUUACCAGUUAUCAACUGCAGGGGACCAGGCAGGGACCUGAACCUGCCCUCCCCAGGGCCCCCACUGUUGGCUAUCAGAAUGGUAGCAGUGACCUGUUUAGGGCUAAGAAAUAGCUGACCCUGGGCUGCAGCAAUGACCUCACCAUUAAGCUCAAGUUCAAGAUGCUCUGAACUCGCUAGGGGUCCUAGCCCUGGUCCCAGCAGGGACAGAUCAUCUACUGAGACUUGACUUGCUCAGGUCCAGACCUUGGGCUUGGAUCAGGAGAUUGGAGAUGGCAUGGGGAGGAAUGGCAUCAAGAAACCCAGGUCAGACAUGCUGGUCUCAAGAUCCUUACACAAAAUGAAACACUGAAUUAUUGAGUGCCUAGUCUAUGCCACUGUGCUGGGCACUUCACACCAGUUAUUUUUUCUCAUCCUCACAACGUCCUGAAAGGUAGACCUCUUGGUGAAUAGUUAUGGGUUAAGUAUUAUACCCCAUAUUUUACAAAUGUGGGAGUUGAAGCCCAGGGAAUUUGGCUUAGUUGGAAGCAGGUGCAAAUAAAUGGCAGAAGUCUGGGGAUUUAGCUCAGUGGUUCCCCUGCCUGCCUUGAAAGCACAAGGUCCUGAAUUCUAUCCUCAGUACCAAAAAAAAAAGGAAGCAAAUAAAUGGCAGAAUACAGACCUCUGCCAGCUGUGUUCUCCGGCUCUAAAGAGUAUGGUUUUUAUACAGACACGACACAGUUUGCAUUGAUAUCAUGUCCCCAUUUAUGCAAAAUACACUACAGAAAAAAAAAAAAAACACUACAGAGAUGCCCC